Molecule: messenger RNA, 1407 nt
Organism: Rhododendron vialii
Lineage: Eukaryota; Viridiplantae; Streptophyta; Magnoliopsida; Ericales; Ericaceae
Product: BOI-related E3 ubiquitin-protein ligase 1-like
Exons: 4
Coding region: 286-1245 (319 amino acids)
Molecular function (GO): ubiquitin-protein transferase activity
Source: RefSeq, a predicted model, not a curated record
CUCCUCCUCCUCGAUUCUCUAUAAUCUCUCUCUCUCUUAUAGAGCAAGUUUCUCUCUGUACCUCUCUUUUUUCGGAGUCGUUUUCUUUAUUAAAUCCCAUCUAUGCAUCUUCUCUUUCACACUCUCUUCUUUCUCUUUGCGUUUAUUAGCCCCCCCAUAAAUAACCCACACCCAUUGCGUUCUCUCUCUCUCUUUCUCUCUCUCCAUACCCAUUCACCAGUGAGUCUCUGUAUUUCGCACACAUCUAUUUUCUUCCCCCUUCUUCAGCAUUCAUAAUCGAUAACUAUGGUCGUUCAAGCUCAAUACCCAUCAACUAUACUCCUCUUAAACAGAGGUGUACAAGAGGGAAAAAACCCACUUGGAAACGACUACUCAUUGCAGCCGCUACCAGGAGGAGGAUUUCUCGAUCAAACCACCACCAUGAUAUUCACCAAUGGAGUUGGCUCCAUUAUUUCCAAUCCACGCAAAAGAGGAAGAGAAUCAUCCCCUGUUCCGUUCCCUCAUCAGUUCAUAGACCUCACUCAGCUUCACACGCCGCCACUGAAUACCGUCUCCACCGGUCUCCGAUUAGCGUUCGACGAACAACAACAGCAACAAUUACGACGUCAACAGCUACAACAUCACCAAUCACAGCAACAAACUCUCACUCCUCAAUCUUCUGUCUUAUCAGAAGACUUGGCUGCCCAAAUCAGGCAGCAGAGACAUGAAAUCGAUCAAUUGCUUCACGCCCAGGGCGACCAGCUGCGGCGCACAUUAGCAGAAAAGAGGCAGAGACACUACCGUGCUCUGCUGGGGGCAGCGGAGGAAUCGGCUGCUCGGAGGCUCAGGGAGAAGGAAGCCGAGGUUGAAAAGGCGGCGCGGCGCAACGCCGAGCUGGAGGCUCGGGCAGCUCAGCUGGUCUCGGAGGCGCAGGCGUGGCAGUCGCGCGCGAGGGCGCAGGAGGCAGCGGCGGCGGCUCUCCAGGCUCAGCUGCAGCACGCCAUCAUCGGCGGUGGCGGCGAGGGGAGAGCGGACGGUGGGGAGGAGCUGGGCGAGGCGGAGGACGCGGCGUCGGCGUAUGUCGAGCCGGACCGAGUCGCGGCAGCGAGCGUACCGAGUUGCAAGGCGUGCCAGAAGCGAGUUGCCACGGUGAUCAUGUUGCCGUGUCGGCACCUCUGUCUCUGUACGGAGUGCGGUUCGAUGGCCCAAGCUUGUCCUCUUUGUCUCGCUUUCAGAGAGUCUAGUGUUGAAAUAUUCCUCUCCUAGUAUGGGCCUCGGCCCAAUACAAAACCCAAUCCAGGCUCCAAAGCCCAUGCCAGGCCCAAUACUUUAGAUGGGAAAGUCUAAAAAUUGGAACAAUAUGGAGUAAUGAUCUUUAACAGAAUUAUUAUGUUUUUUUCGGUUUCUUGGUUUUAUUUUAUUUUCUUG